AUGUGGUCCAAGUUGCUGGCACUAGUUCAGAUGGAAUCCAACAGCACUGCAGAUCAACUCUUCUCUAAGAAUAAGAAGGUGCCAUGUGACUGUUGCCAAGAGGAGAAGUGUGAUGCUCUGAAGUCCUGUCUGGACUGUGGGGUCUCUUACUGCAGCACUCACCUGAUGCCUCACACAACUGCAGCGAAACUCAAGAAACACAAACUCAUCAGCCCUGUGGCAAACCUGGAGGACUACAUCUGCCAGAAACACGAGAGACCCCUGGAGCUGUUCUGUAGAGACGACCAGACGUGUGUGUGUCAGUUCUGCACUGAGACAGACCACAAAACGCACACCACUGUUCCUAUAGAGACAGAGAGUGGAGAGAAGAAGGCCCAGCUGGGGAAGACACAGGCAGAGGUUCAAUGGAUGAUCCAGGAUCGAAUAAAAAAGAUUGAAGAAAUAAACAAUUCUGUAGAACUGAAUAAAAAACAAAUAGAGAAGGAGAAAAAAGACAGCAUAGAGGUUUACAAUGCUCUGCUGCAUUGCAUUGAGAGAAGCCAGGCUGAGCUGCUUCAGGUGCUGGAGGAGAAGCAGGAAGCAGCAGAGCGGCAGGCUGAAGAGUUCAUUAAAGAGCUGCAGCAGGAAAUCACUGAGCUAAAGAGGAGAGACACUGAGCUGGAGCAGCUCUCUCACACUGAGGACCACAUCCACCUCCUACUGAUGUACCCGUCCCUGUGUAGCCCUCCACACACCAAGGACUGGACUGACAUCACCAUUAACACUCAUCUGAGUGUGGAGACUCUAAGGAGAGCUCUGUCUCAGCUGCGGGAAUCACUCAAGAAGGAAAUGGAGAAGCUUCCUGAGAUUGAACUGAAGAGAAUUCAACAAUGUGCAGUGGAUCUAACUCUGGAUCCUGAUACAGCUCAACCUGCUCUCAUCCUGUCUGAGGAUGGAAAACAGGUUACAUAUGGAGACAAACGACAGUAUCUAUCAGAAAACCCAAAGAGGUUUGAUGUGCACAUUUAUGUGCUUGGAAAGGAGGGGUUCUCCUCAGGGAGAUUCUACUAUGAGGUCCAGGUUAGAGGCAAAACUGGGUGGGUUUUAGGAGUGGCCAAAGAGUCCAUUAAAAGGAAAGGGGACAUUAAACUGGAGCCUAAGAAUGGAUACUGGACUGUGUGGCGGAGUAAGGAAAAUGAAUACAAGGCCCCAGACUCCUUUGUUGUACCCCUCUCCUUGAAGCAGGCUCCCCAGAAGGUGGGGGUGUUUGUGGAUUAUGAGGAGGGUCUGGUCUCCUUCUAUGAUGUGGAGGCCAGGUCUCAUAUCUACUCUUUCACUGGUCAGUCUUUCACUGAGAAACUCUAUCCAUUAUUCAACCCUUGCAACAAAGAUGGAGGUAAAAACUCAGCACCACUGGUCAUUAUGCCUGUUGAAACUUUUAUGUGAGAUUCUAUUCCCCAAGGAACCCAAUUUGUAUAAGGGUAAAGCAUAUAAAUUAUUACCAAAUAUCUGACACCAGAAUUUCAUUAGUGUUUUACAGUUGUUUUGGUUUUUGGUAUGGUGCAGUUCAGCAUGUGGAAUUGUGUUUAUGUUCUUAAACACAAUAUUAAUUUUGUCACUAAUGUCUUGUUUGUUAGUCCACGCCUCCCUCAGGUGGCGUGUGUUGUCUAUCAGUAGCUACAUAGUUAUGUCAUUAUGUCAUUGUCAUAUGUCAUUAUAUCAUUUGUUAUGUCAUUAUGUUUUGUCCUUGUAAGUGUAAAUAACUAUUGUAAGUCUAAAUAACUAUGUAUCUAUCAUUAUCUUAGCCUCUUAAACUGAAUCUCUCAGUAAGCUAUGUGUCAUUAUAUAACUAAAGUAUUGCAACAAUCUCCCAAUAAUCUCUCAUGACUAAAAGCUCAUUGUGAACAUGGAGUGUCAUUGCAAUGUUUUAAGGAGUUACUAUUGAAAUGGUAGAAAAUCUGUCUUUAGGCCUGAUUCCAGCCAAGAAUAAAUUUUAUGCCCAGUCUUAAGGAAAAUACAGCUUGUGACCUGUUGGUGCAAUAUUCCUAAAGUUACUCCCGCAAAAUUCAAGCCGACUUGGCUUAUGAACAGGCAAAAUGACCAGGACCUGUUGGUGGGACCAGUCAUUGACAAAUAAAAUGAUCAAUUUUAGACAAUGUUGUCAUUGAUGUAUCUAUGACACUGAUCUUAUUGAGAGAUUCAGAGUUAGAAAGAGAGAACUGUUUGAGGUAAUUUUACAUUCACCUGAACUGAGUCACACAUAUGACCGCAAUGUAGCACGGUCACAGGUGCUAUAAGUAUUAACCAACCUUGUACGUCAUGUUAUUGAUCCGGUGGAGGACGUUGUAGGGGCCCAUGUAUUUAGGUAGCAGCAAAUCAUUGGGCCCCAGCUGGCUGUCCUUGGUCCACACCCACACUGUCUCUGGGCUGGUAGAUAGGAGUUUCCUCUUCACCAAUCCACUUUGCGUUUGAAGGUGAUGAUGGCUGCCCUCGGGCAUCGGUGCAUCUCCUCCUAUACCUGUUCACUCUGCUGACACCAUACAGUGGGCAGGUGAGAGGUCAGGGGUUUUCAUGGGUACAGUGAAGGCUGUAAUCCCAGGACACACUCAAAUGAGGUGAGCCCCAUACCUGCAUGGUCGGGAGAGUUUUGUUCAUACUCAACCCAGGGAAGAUAGGAACACCAAGUCUCAGGAUGCUCAUGGCAGUACAAGUGCAGGAACCUCCCCAGCUCCUAAAUAACUCUCUCCACCUGCAUGUUAGCCUGCAGGUGAUAGCCUGAGGUAAGGAAUGCCUGCCAUACCCAGGAGGUAAACUGAACCCCCGGUCUGAUGUGUCUUCCGGGCACGAGGAACUGUGAGAAAACAUGGUGGAAGAGCAAGUCUAUUGUUUCUGAAUAUGGUGAGAAGGGCUGGGAGGGGGAUGAACCAUGCCAUCUUGGAAAAGGGAUUGACAACUAUGAGAAUGACCAUAUUCCCUUUAGAAGCCACCAGGUCUGUAAGGAAAUCAGUAGCCAUGUGGGACCAGGUAUGAUGUGGUGUAGGAAUGGGGAGCAUGUUACCAUGGUGAUGUGCGUAACAUCUUUCUGUGUGCACAUGAAGCAGGUAACUUGCUACUUUCAGUUGGUAUGUGCAUGAGGAGCCCAGAUGCCCUACAUAUAUGGAAGUGUGUGCCCAGGUGAUGAACGCUGCACAACAUUGCCGUGGAAUGGCAACCAAUCUGGAGGGCAGGGAGGGUGAGAGUCACUGCGGUGAUGUCAUGGUCCAGGUCCGAGCCAGUGGCUCCCAUGUAGCAGGAAGGAGAGAGGACUGGCUUAUGGCUGGUGGGGAGUGCCUUUGCGCUGUCCUACCAGAAAAGGGAGCGCUCCACGUCAAGCGGAUUGUUUGUCCUUGGAGCCAGUCUGUCAGGGGCUUAGCCAGGGUGGUAAAGGACAUGAACCACUGAUAAUUGGCAAACCCCAGGAACUGGAUCCCUGGAAGUUCACCUCACAGAGGUGAAACUCGUACUUCUCCAGCUUGCAAUAUAGUUUACUGAACAACAGAGUUCAUUAUGCACAUGUUGGUCAUAGAAGGGUGAAUAGAUCAACGAUAUGUCAACAGAUCUACCUAAAAGAGACUCCACAGGAUGUCAUUAACCAAUGCCUGGAAGAUGGGCAGUGCUAAAGGCCAUUUCCCUCUCAUUACCCUCUUUAAUUCUUAUCAGAUUGUUGGAACUGCACAUAUAUAACUUUAUGAAGAACUGUGUCACCCUCAGAUGCUCAAGGGCAGCAGGAACCACCGGUAGUGGGUAUUGAUUCUUCAUCAAAGUAUGGGUACUUUAUCAGAGUGUGGAUAUUCCAUCAGAGUAUGGAUACUUCAUCAGCAGGGUGCUUAAUUGCUUAAGCACCAGUGAUCUUGCGCAUGGCCUCAGCCUGCUGUUUUUGUUUUUCACAAAGCUGAGGCAGGUGAGGUGGAGGAGUGGAUGUAAC
Messenger RNA from Electrophorus electricus (electric eel), 3943 nucleotides. RefSeq names its product pyrin-like. The record is from RefSeq and is a predicted model, not a curated record. Lineage: Eukaryota; Metazoa; Chordata; Actinopteri; Gymnotiformes; Gymnotidae. Gene Ontology annotation, molecular function: protein binding; zinc ion binding.